Messenger RNA from Pyricularia pennisetigena, 627 nucleotides. RefSeq lists its product as uncharacterized. The transcript has a single exon. NCBI's taxonomy places the organism in Eukaryota, Fungi, Ascomycota, Sordariomycetes, Magnaporthales, Pyriculariaceae. The coding region runs from base 1 to 627 and encodes 208 amino acids. The record is from RefSeq and is a predicted model, not a curated record.
AUGCGUUCCGUCAGCGCCAUACUAGCCCUCGCCGUCACGGCCGCCCUGGCGGCGCCGGCGCCUAACCCCGCGAGCAUGACGGAGCUCGACGCGGCGCUGCAGGCGCUCGAGGCCAACGCGCCCGCGGACGCGGACGCCAUCGCGCACGGCGGCAACCUCGCCAGCAAGCGGCAGGACGACGUGGCGGCCGCGCUGGCCAGCCUGGCCGCCAACGACCCGGAGGACGCCGCGGCCGUGCAGGCCGCGCUCAAGAACGGCCAGGCCCCGCCGCCGACUCCUUCGCUGGUCAAGCGGCAGACGCCCGCCGAGAUCCAGGCCGCGCUCGACGCCCUGCGGUCCAACGACCCGGCCGAGGCCGACGCCGCCCAGUCCGGCAUCGCGGCCCUGAAGCCUGCCGCUCCCACGCCGGCCCCCGCCGCCGCCGCGAGGCUGGUCUCGCGGUCCCAGGACGACCUCGGCGCCGCGGUGCUGGGCCUCAUGCAGUCCGACCCUGAGGAGGCGCACCAGCUGCUCGACGGCGAUGCGCAGGUCGCGAGGCAGGGCCAGGAUGGCUCGUCCGACCUGCCGCUCUCGCCGACUGACGAGGAUGACUGGGAGGAUAAGCCUGUUCCCCCGCCUGGCUUCUAA